Messenger RNA from Limulus polyphemus (Atlantic horseshoe crab), 4050 nucleotides. RefSeq lists its product as uncharacterized. The transcript has 8 exons. The record is from RefSeq and is a predicted model, not a curated record. NCBI's taxonomy places the organism in Eukaryota, Metazoa, Arthropoda, Merostomata, Xiphosura, Limulidae. Bases 383 to 1318 code for a protein of 311 amino acids.
ACUGUAAGGCAGUGUACAUGACUCUUGAAUUAUCUACGAACCGUUACAUAACACUAUGGUGAACUGUGAUGAGUCCCUGGAAUACCGCAUGCACGAAAUCAUCCACGUGGCAUCCUAGAUCGUGGUUGGUCGAAUGUGAAUGCGACGUUCGUCUGUUUCGCGCUAUUUCUACAGCAUCGUUUGGUAGAGAAGAUUAGAGCCACAUCCAUCGUCUGCAAGCAGAAGACAGCUGAGUGAACUCAUAGGAGAUUGAUUUAGUCUUUUUUUCUGGGUUCCGACUACUAUUGUGUUUAUUGUAUCCCAACUGGCCUGAUGAGCCUGGAUUAAGGGAAACGCGUCGUUGGAAUGAAUAUGACAGAUAUAGUGAGAUAAAGAAACAACUAUGAAAGUCAUAGUUUUACUGUUAGCAGCCGUUUUGAUGGUACUUCUAAUCGACUACACAGAUGGUGAGAAACAUCAGCACGAGGAAGGUAAACACAAACACUGGAACCACAAACAUCAUGGCAAAAAGGAACAUCAUCAUCAUCACAAAUUCAGAGAUAACGAUGUUAAAAGCAAGAAGAGCAAACGUUUUGAAAAAGAAUAUAAAAGUCAAGAAAAAAAUAUUGGAGAGUCCCCAAUAGAACAGAAGAAAAUAGAUGAACAAUUCAACGAGCCUAACUUGGAACCAGUAAAACAACAGGAUCUUGUUAUGGAUACAAAGCAUAAAAAUCUGCGGCAUGGAGCUGGACACCAAGAGAAAGUUCAGUACGAGAAGAAAUAUUGGAAGAACGUGAAAGAAAACGAGACUCCAAAAGACAAUUCAAAAGUGAACGAUGGAAAAGUCACCCUGGCCCAGAAAACCACAGAUGCAACAGCUGAGACAAUAAAAUUGGUAAAAGAGCUAAAGCCUCACAAGGGUAAAGAAGACAAGUUUAUGCUCUAUGAAAAUAGGAUCGAACCAAAGACGGUAUCUCAAGAAGAACAAACAGGAGACUCGGCCAGAGCUGCGAAAGUAGCCACACUGGUAGAUCCUGGUGUAGGUAACAUGGUAUCUCUCACUGAAACCAAGAAUAAUGAAAUAACUCACGAGAUAAAAAAUGAUUUGUGCACAUCUAACGCUGAUUGCAAACCAGGAUUCUGUUGCCAGAGUAAAAAUGGAAAAACAUCUAAAUGUCAAAAGGUUCAAUUAGGCUUAGGUCGGAGAUGUCGUGAAACUUGUAUGUGUGGAGAAAGCCUCGUAUGCCACUUUCAAAAGUCAUCAAAUGAAAAGAAGAGAAAAAAUGACAACAAUCCAAUUGGUGUUUGUAAACGACCGGAAAUAAUUUCUUAUCGUUAAAUACGCGUUUACGUAUUUAAGGCAACUGCGUAUAAUAAUUAUAUUUCUGAAUCCUACCUGCACUUAUUCAUGUAAGUUAAAAAUUUGCACUGCAAUAUAUUUGUUUUAACUUCCGUUAAUUGGACUGAUCCGCAAUGUUGACGCAACCUUUCCUCUCACUGCCCCCCCCCCUCACACACAUAAUCAAACAUCCAAACAUUCGUUUUAUUUUGUUAAUAGGAGGCGAUAAUUUAUCAGAGGAAGUUCUUAGUUGUGGCUAAUUGAAUCGUUAUAUUCGUUCACUAGUUCUAGCAAUAUUAAAUUUGUUCUUAGUUGUGGCUAAUUGAAUGGUUAUAUUCGUUCACAAGUUCUAGCAAUAUUAAAUUUGUUCUUAGUUGUGGCUAAUUGAAUGGUUAUAUUUGUUCACAAGUUCUAGCAAUAUUAAAUUUGUUCUUAGUUGUGGCUAAUUGAAUGGUUAUAUUUGUUCACAAGUUCUAGCAAUAUUAAAUUUGUUCUUAGUUGUGGCUAAUUGAAUGGUUAUAUUUGUUCACAAGUUCUAGCAAUAUUAAAUUUGUUCUUAGUUGUGGCUAAUUGAAUGGUUAUAUUCGUUCACAAGUUCUAGCAAUAUUAAAUUUGUUCUUAGUUGUGGCUAAUUGAAUGGUUAUAUUCGUUCACAAGUUCUAGCAAUAUUAAAUUUGUUCUUAGUUGUGGCUAAUUGAAUGGUUAUAUUCGUUCACUAGUUCUAGUAAUAUUAAAUUUGACGUUAACCUGAUGAAUCACUUUAUAUUUUAAGAUCGAGAUCUAAUUGUAUGAAAAGAGAUGGGAGUCGUUAGUCCUUCCCUUAUUGAUUGUUAUUUCGCAUUAUUUCCAAUAGAAAACGGUUUAAUUUCCUAUGUUAUAAUUUUUUUCAGAGUCUUAUUAUAAAACAGACGUACAGGAAAUUGUUAGAUGUUGUUUAGAUAAUAAUAAUAAUAAUAUUAGUGUUCAUUGCAUUUCUGUUAGAUGCAUGGAAUAUCUUAGUAUAAAACACUGUAUAUUCCAAUUAUCUCGUUCAAUGUACACAUUUCAAAUGGUUGUAUUAUUUACUAUGCUUAAUAUGGAUGUUUAUCUACUUUUUAACCUCAUUUGCCAUAGUGAGUUUUAUUUAAAGACUGUUAAGAGAGAUGAGCAAUACUAUUUCAUGGAACAAGCAUUAAUAUAAAGCAAAAUAUAUAUAAUUACAAUUGGUCUCUUUUUUUGUAGAGGACUUUACAGUGUCCAAAAUAGAACAGUUAUUACGUGAAUCUGUGUGAAAAAUUACAUCUCUAUACUUUUCUGAUUUUUUGUGGCUGUGUUAGACAUUCAAAAAAUACAUGUGCGUUAGGUGUUUCGUAAAAAUUGAAAUUUGAUCAAAGAGGCAGCAGAUGAAGCAUAACACCAAAGGCGUAAACUAACGGACGUGUCUGUUUCUUAUUGAAUGAGUUAACUCAAAGGAAAAUACCUUUGAAGGAUUAGCUCAAAAUUACUCAUAAAGGCCAUAUUAGAAUUAACAAAAAUGUGUUUUGAAAAAAACAAUACUAAUAUUGAAAUAUUGCUAAAUACUCAAAGUAAACCAGUUUUCAUUUCAAGCAAUUUCAGAAAUAGACAUUGCCUUUUGAAACAUAAGUGUGUUAGUAAUUGGAAGAAACUUUUGGGUUUACUGAUACGAAUGAGAAACAACAUGUGACUACCGACAGAUGGCGUUUAGAAAUGUCUUGCUCGCAUCGAUUACACAAGUUACUUUUUCAUUUGCUUUGUCACAUACAAGCCGUAAUGUGAAUUUAUUCUGGUCAAGUGUGAAUGUUAUAAAAGUCUAUCAUAAGCUCAUAUACACUGUUAAUGAUUUAAUAUUGGAAUGUUGGUCUUCUAAUACCUAAUGGAUUUUUAGGAUUUUGAAAAGCCUGUUUUUCUCAGCGCCAUCGACCUAUGGCUAGUAUGUAGAGCAAUAGUGCUUAUUAAAGGACAUAAGUUCAAAAACAGUAAUGUAAAAUAGUGAACCUAAUUUCUUGUCAUGCGGAUACGACAAUAUUUACGUGAAAUAGCUAGUUAUUGAACAUGAUUAUUAAGACGGUUAAUGUUGAUUACGACAUCGUUUUUGUCUGAAGCAUGAUAAUGUUAAUAACUUAACCAAAAAUAUAAAAAGUAAAUUCUUAAACGUAUUAUAUUUUAAACUUACUUUUAACGUAUUUUCUGUUACAAUCAAAGAAAGAACAAUUGUCAGACGUAGCUUAAAUUUACAAUUGACAAAUUAGCUUGUAUCUAAUAUCAAAAUUAUUUGAAUCUUCAUCUUAUACUUUCCUAUCAAAUUGAAAAAGUAGAGGAAUAAGCUAAUAUAAAAAAAAUCGUCAAAACUAAUGAAUGAUAUCGAAUAAAUAAUAUCCAACAUUACAGAUAAAGAGGACUGAACUGUAUAAACGUAGCUGUCGUUACAGCGAGGACAAACUGAGUGAACAUAAUGCAUUACGAACUGAAAACUAAGUGAACAUAGAAAAACUGUACAAUAAUGUGAACGAAAUUCUGCUGUUAGAAACUCCACAGUUGAUAAACAAUAUAUGUUGUUACAAACUGUAUAAUGGAAUAGGCUUUAUGAUAUUUGUAAUAAGUAGCUCUUCUUUAUAAUUUUGUGUUUUACGUUUAUCAGUGCAUAAGAUAAUAUCAAGAAUACAUUGUGCGUAUUGUGUGUGAAAAAAUGUAUAUGUUCAUAUGCGAAAUAAAAACGUAUUAUUUGUGUUGAA